Argiope bruennichi is the source of this 1905-nucleotide messenger RNA. RefSeq names its product calpain-B-like. NCBI's taxonomy places the organism in Eukaryota, Metazoa, Arthropoda, Arachnida, Araneae, Araneidae. The coding region runs from base 126 to 1805 and encodes 559 amino acids. Gene Ontology annotation, cellular component: cytoplasm. The transcript has 13 exons. Gene Ontology annotation, biological process: proteolysis. The record is from RefSeq and is a predicted model, not a curated record. Gene Ontology annotation, molecular function: calcium-dependent cysteine-type endopeptidase activity.
GUUCAUACUUCAGCAAUCGUAAAAUAUUAAAGCUCAAAAACGAAAAAUUGCGAUUUGUUUGAAUUUAAUUUUUUUAUUAAAAGAUUAUCUAUUUGAAUAACAGGAAAAUUGACGAUAGAUAGGCAAUGGGCUGUGGAGCCAGUGUCGAAGGUGAUUCAGAUUCUCAGGCAUCUCUCGAAGAAUGGGAAAAAGCUCAGAGAAGACGGCGAUCUGUUUUGUCUGAUGUGUCCGAUGUCGAUUCAGAAAACAGCGUUACUUUCCCAAAGGACGUUCAAGAAAAAUCAAUGAAGGCACCUGGAUAUCAGCAAGGUGCAAGCAUUGUUAUUGUAGAAGACAUAGAUUAUCCUCCAGUUCGAGAAACCUCUAUGACUAAUAGCUUUGAAGAUGGCAAAUUGUUUCUGGACAACGACUUCCCACCUUCUGAAUCUACGUUAUAUCACAGUAACAAAAGGCAGAGAGAUCCGCAGAUAGUCUGGUUAAGGCCUCAUGAGCUAAUUAUAAGACCAGAACUCUUAGUUGAUGGAGUGAGUCGGCAUGACAUAGUGCAAGGGAUAUUAGCUGAUUGUUGGUUUUUGUCAUCAUGUUCUGCUGUUGCACAAAGACCAGAUCUAAUGGAAAAGGUCAUACCUUCAAAUCAACCCCUCAGUGGUGAAGGUUACAAAGGUAUAGUAACCUUCCGCUUCUGGAGAUUUGGACAUUGGGUUACAGUUUAUGUGGACGAUUUACUUCCAACGAAGAAGAAAAAACUCAUCUAUUCCAGAAGUUCCGAACCAAGAGAAUUUUGGGUCUCGCUUUUAGAAAAGGCAUAUGCAAAAUUACAUGGUUCAUAUGAAGCUCUAGAAGGAGGACAAGCGAUGGAUGCCUUAGUUGAUCUCACCGGUGGACUAGCAGAAAUGUAUGUUUUGGAAUCCGCACCUCCCCACCUUUACAAUUUUCUACUUCAAGCUUCGACAAAUGGAGCUUUUAUAACUUGUUCUAGAAAAGGUGAUUGGAAAGAAUCAGGGAAAGCUGAUUCUAAUGGGCUGGUAUCAGGCCAUGCUUACACCAUUAGUGCUGUAGCCACGGUUAAAUUAAGCACAGGCUCUGAUGCUUACUUAGUUAGAAUCAGAAAUCCAUGGGGAAACGAUACUGAAUGGAAUGGCAAAUGGAAUGAUAGCGAUACAAAUUGGCACAGCGUUGAUUUGAACACAAAAGAAAAAAUCGAUUACAAUAAACGAAGCGACGGAGAGUUCUGGAUGAGCUAUCAAGACUUUUGCAGGGAAUUUGAAGAAGUCACUAUAUGCAGUCUCAAGCCAGAUUUAACUCACCAUUCCACAAUCAAAAACAAUGCUGUUGUGGAAGCCCCUUAUCCUGCGACUGUCAUGAAGAGCAUCUAUGGACGAUGGGAGGAAGGUAAAAGCUGCGGAGGUUCUCGCAACAAUUUAGUUUCGUUUACAAAAAAUCCACAAUUCUUGCUCACUCUAUCACCCAAAAUAAAUAAAGGGAAUGAUUCGAAGUGUAACAUUGUGAUCGCGCUCAUGCAACUGAGACGUCGCUGCGUACGGCAUCCACGAAGAAAGAUGCUGCAAAUAGCAUUUGUUUUAUUUAAAGUUACAGAACCUGUCAGACAAACUUUACAAAAUUUUCUACACAUCGAAGAAAUUGGUAAUUCUGGACCCUAUGUUAACUACAGAGAAGUUUUUGGUAGAUUUCAAAUGAGUCCGGGCCACUACAUUAUUGUCCCAGCCACUUUCGAACCUGACUCACCAGGAUCAUUUUUCAUACGUGCUUACUCUGACACGCCGAUAACACUAAGAGAGCUUUAAAAUCACUGAAGAACUCAAAUGGUUGGCAUUUCACUACAUCCAGAAUGCAUUUUAAAAAAUUCUAAAUCAUGUAAAUAAUAUUUUUAUUGUUCAUUGUGGG